Messenger RNA from Oncorhynchus keta (chum salmon), 1429 nucleotides. It is a transcript of the gene tbxtb, whose product is annotated as T-box transcription factor Tb. Gene Ontology annotation, molecular function: DNA-binding transcription factor activity, RNA polymerase II-specific; RNA polymerase II cis-regulatory region sequence-specific DNA binding. Gene Ontology annotation, biological process: heart morphogenesis; positive regulation of DNA-templated transcription; regulation of transcription by RNA polymerase II. The record is from RefSeq and is a predicted model, not a curated record. NCBI's taxonomy places the organism in Eukaryota, Metazoa, Chordata, Actinopteri, Salmoniformes, Salmonidae. Gene Ontology annotation, cellular component: nucleus. The transcript has 8 exons.
UAUUGGAUAUAUUCAAGUGGAUGGAUAUAUAGCCUAUUUGGGAGCGACCGAUUUUUUUUUGUUUUCUUAAUCUCAAAUUGUAAUACGUCAUUUUUCAACCCUGGAGCUUUUGGAAAGAAUGGCCUCAGGUGGCGGGGAUGGCCCGGGGAAGGUUACACAGUACCGGGUGGACCACCUUCUCACUGCCGUGGAGAACGAGCUACAGGCGGGCAGCGAGAAGGGCGAUCCUACCGAGAGACAACUCAAAGUCGGCUUGGAUGAGAACGAACUGUGGCGGAAGUUCAAGGAACUCACCAAUGAAAUGAUAGUAACCAAAAAUGGCAGGCGCAUGUUUCCGGUGCUGAAGGUGAAUGUUUCUGGGUUGGAUCCAAACGCCAUGUACUCGUUCCUGCUGGACUUCGUGGCUGCGGACAACCACCGGUGGAAAUACGUUAAUGGGGAGUGGGUUCCCGGGGGUAAACCCGAGCCUCAAGCCCCGAGCUGCGUAUAUAUCCACCCGGACUCUCCAAACUUCGGAGCGCGCUGGAUGAAAGAUCCGGUCUCAUUCUGUAAAGUCAAACUCACCAACAAACUCAAUGGAGGAGGCCAGAUCAUGUUAAACUCGUUGCACAAAUAUGAGCCACGUGUCCAUAUUGUUAGGAGGGCCGCAGAGAAUGAUUGUCACUCCUUCCCGGAGACUCAGUUCAUAGCGGUCACUGCCUACUCCACAUUUUAGAUAACCGGUCUGAAAAUCAAAUACAACCCGUUUGCCAAGGCCUUUCUGGAUGCUAAAGAAAGAUAGGGCAAAACGGAUCAUAAAGACAUCAUGGAUGACAGUGACAACCAGCACUCAAGCCACUCUCAAUUGAGUGGAUGGUUCAUCCCAGGAUCUCCUGCUAGCCCUCACACGCAGUUUGGAAGCUCACUGUCCCUGUCCUCGUCCCACGGCUGUGACCGCUACUCCACCCUGAGAAACCAUCGCUCUGCACCGUACAGCAGCCCUUACACCCAUCGCACCAACUCCCCUACUGGUUACUCUGAUAUGUCCUCUGGCUGUCUGUCUAUGCUGCCCUCCCAUGACAACUGGUCCAGUCUUCAGAUGCCUUCCCACUCCACCAUGCUGCCCGUGACCCACUGUACUGGUCAUGAAUGGGACCAACUCCAGUACCCCAGCCUGUGGUCCGUCAGUAACCCGUCCCUGACCCCUGUCUCCCAGUCGGGGGAGAUGUCCAACAGCCUAGGCUCCCAGUUCCUGCGAGGCCCCAGUAGUAGCCACUAUCCUGGGCUGUCUCACUCCGUCACAGCGCCACCUGGUGGAUCCCCGCUGUAUGACUGCAGCACGGCCACAGAGGUGCACGAUGGUACGACACUAUCGCAUUACGAUACGUCACCGCACAGUCACACGCGACUGACUACAGUAUGGACUCCUGUUACACCUCCUUCCAUGUAG